AUGCGAGCGGGCGAGUUCGACUCCUCGGAGGACGAGGCCGCGGAGGAGAACCCGAAGCCGCUCCCCGUGUCCUGGUUGUCUUUGUCUCCUGUCUACCCUUCCGAGCUCCUGGGGUUAUGUUCCCUUCCAGGUUGCAGGUUUAAGGAUGUUAGAAGAAAUCUUCAGAAAGAUAUAGAAGAACUAAAGAGCUAUGGGACCCAGGAUGUGUUUGUGCUUUGUACCAGAGGAGAGCUCUUAAAAUACCGAGUACCAAACCUUAUAGACACCUACCACCAGCAUGGGAUGUGUGUGCACCACUAUCCUGUUCCUGAUGGGGAUGCUCCUGACAUUGCCCAGUGCUGCAAAAUCCUGGAAGAGCUCAGAAGCUGCCUGGAAAGUAACCGGAAAACAAUCAUACACUGCUAUGGUGGCCUCGGACGCUCGUGUCUCAUUGCUGCUUGUCUCCUGCUUCAACUUUUAGAGGAUCUGGCACCUCAGGAAGCCAUGGACAGCCUCAGAGCCCUGAGAGGAUCUGGGGCCAUACAGACUGUCAAGCAAUACAAUUACCUCCACGACUUCCGAGAGAACCUGGCUGCCCACCUGGCAACAAAGGACACGGUAUCGCGAUCGGUAUCGCGGUAA
Molecule: messenger RNA, 621 nt
Organism: Chaetura pelagica (chimney swift)
Lineage: Eukaryota; Metazoa; Chordata; Aves; Apodiformes; Apodidae
Gene: CDKN3
Product: cyclin-dependent kinase inhibitor 3
Exons: 7
Coding region: 1-621 (206 amino acids)
Biological process (GO): protein dephosphorylation
Cellular component (GO): nucleus
Molecular function (GO): protein tyrosine phosphatase activity
Source: RefSeq, a predicted model, not a curated record